Molecule: messenger RNA, 2406 nt
Organism: Stylonychia lemnae
Lineage: Eukaryota; Ciliophora; Spirotrichea; Sporadotrichida; Oxytrichidae
Source: the annotation of a GenBank genome assembly
AUGCCGAAAUUGUUAUUGAUCCCUAUAAAUUCAUCAUAAAAUCUAAAUCUUGAACAUAUCUAGAGAUUUUUUUCCUUAAAAACUUCUCAAUAUGCUAGAAAAUUGUUCAGAAAAUCCUAGGAUGAAACAGAUUUAGAGAUGGGAAACCUGCUUUAGCAUAUAAACAUUAAUAAGAGGAAAUCAUUUACCGAAUAUCAACUUGAAAGCGGGGACAUUGGCCUUCUUGCAAAACUAGGUGAUGCAUCCAUCAGACUUGUUAAUGCUGAUCCAAGCUAAUAGGAGGAAAAAUUCAUUAGAAGUGAAGAAUUCAAGCAGAUCUGCUAAAAAGAAUUGUAGGCAUAGCCCUAUGACGUUUUCAUUCAGGUGGUUCAAAUUCAUUUCAAUACAAAGUUUGCUCAAAAGCAAAUAACAUUUGUAUUUACUUCAUUGGCUUUAUCGGCGCAAACUAAAACAGAGGCAAUUAGCAUGCUCUCUGUAUAUAUCACUGAAGUUAUAUCUAGGGGGUUCCUAUGUAUUAAUGGAUAGCUACCACCUGGACUCCCAUAGCCUUUUGUUAUCUAGAAUGAUGAAGGAGUAUAGUGUAUAAUUGCACCUGAUCAAUUAGAAGCUCCAAUUUUGCAGGCAGGAGCCUAUACUGGCAUUCUGGCUAUUGUCACAGAAUACAUACUUCUCUAUCAGCAUUUCAGUGCUUAUUUAAUUACAGAGAAGAAGUUGAUUCAUAGAUAGUUUUUUUACAAUUUUACAUCCCAAGACUUCCAAUUAACUUUAAAAACCACUUAGACUACCCACAUGCAUGAUAAGCUAGACUACAGUUUCAUCCUUCAUGAAGCUUAAAAACAAAUAAUGAAAAAAUCUCAAAUUUAAAGUUUUUUUGUUUCUGUUGCUGAUUUGAUAUCUGAAAAUUCCCCUAAUAUAAUAACUAAAUAUGUGGAAAUUACCAAUUUAAACUAAGAUUUAACUGUUUAUGAUUUUGAUAAUUCUCUAGAAAUUGAACAGCCCUUAGAAUAUCUAGAAUAUAAAUUGGCAGAAGGCUAUAUUUAUUUUUAGACUCUACAACUACCCUUGGGAUCAGACCAUGGAAUCUAUGACUCAGUUCAUUGCAUUGUUGAUACAAAAAUGUUUCCACAUUGGAAUGAGGAAUAGUAAAUUCCAGCAGAAAAAUGUUUGAACGUGAAAAUUAUGGCUGAAGAAAAUAAGAAUAUCCUUGAAAAGCGGGAGCCAAAGAUCUGUAUGCUAGGACUCACAGGUUCUGGCAAGAGUUCUCUGUGCAAUGAGAUAAUAUUUUAGGAUGGUAAUGAUCCCAUCUUCUUUGUUAAUGACAAUCUCGAUUCUCUGACAAAUGACUUAAAAAUUUAUUAUGCUCCUUGGUUUGACAAACAGGAUAAUGUCACUGUCAUAGAUGUUCCAGGAUUCGGAGAUUCAUAAGGAAGAGAUUAGCAAUUCCUGGAUUAGCUAUGUUAAGGAAUAAAAAAUUAGGGGGAAAUUGAUGUCUUUAUACUCGUUAUUAAAAAAGAUAGAAUGAGUUCUCUUUUCUGGGAAAUGCUUGCAUUAUAUAAAGAAAUGCUUGGUCCUAAUUGUUGGUAAAACUUUGUAAUUGUGUUAACUGGAGUAGAUUUUAUAAGUGAAGACAUCGAAACCAAGGAAGAAUAUUAAAGGCUGUUAGAGAAGGAAGAAUAAUAAUUUUAGGAGCAAUUUUCUAGUAAACUUAAAGAGCAGAAAACUUUGAUAGUUGCCUUAAGUUUAAGGUAACCUUAAAAUGGAAAGAAAAGAAAUUAAAUUUGCAAUUAAUUAGCCAAUUACAUAACAGAAAAAGUUACUAAGGCCAAUAAAGACGAUAAAGAUAAAUGGAUAUCAGAAAUAAAUUUUGAAAAUUAUUUAAAAAUAAAAACAGAAACAGAUAUACUAUCAUUUAUAAGAGAGAACUGUAAAAAAAUACUCUUGUAAAAUUUAGAAAAAUUUCAUUAAGAAGCAUAAGAAUGGGCAGAAAAAUUAUCUGCUGCAAAUAUAAAGGGUGAAAUUUAGGAAGAAAAUUUUUACAGUUUCAAAAAUGAAGUUAUCAUUUUUUUUAAGGAUGGCAGCCUCUUUAGCUUAUUGGGUGCCUUAAAAAUGGCAACGUUAGAAAUGACCUUAUCAUAAUUAAGUUUUUAUUCCAUGGGAGGUUUUGCAAUAUUUGGAGUUUAUUGUAUAGCAAUGAAGGCAAAAUGGUCAAGAAAUGAAGUAGUUGAAAAAACAAUCAAAACAAUACUUGAUAAUAUUGAGAAGACAAAGGACCAUUUAAUAAGUAAAGUUUUAGAUGCUUGGAAAUAAGCAAUUGAAAAAGCUUUAGAAAUAGCACAACAAAGAUCAAAUAUAAUAGGUGAUGCUAAUGAUUACUCGAUGUUUUUACAAUAGAAAUAGCUUCAGUGA